This is a messenger RNA of Gigantopelta aegis, 3719 nucleotides long. Its product is annotated as general transcription factor IIH subunit 4-like. Lineage: Eukaryota; Metazoa; Mollusca; Gastropoda; Neomphalida; Peltospiridae. The transcript has 14 exons. The coding region runs from base 10 to 1383 and encodes 457 amino acids. Gene Ontology annotation, biological process: nucleotide-excision repair. The record is from RefSeq and is a predicted model, not a curated record. Gene Ontology annotation, molecular function: double-stranded DNA binding; ATPase activator activity. Gene Ontology annotation, cellular component: transcription factor TFIIH holo complex; transcription factor TFIIH core complex.
AAAAGAAGCAUGGCUUCCAGUUCCAGCAAAAAAUUAGAGUGUAAAAAUUUACACGGUUAUCUUCAAACCCUUGAACCCUCUGUUCUCGACAAAUUAUAUUGUCACCCAGCGACAUGUUUAGCAGUAUUCAGAGAGCUCCCAGAGCUGGCACGUCAGUACAUUAUGAGAAUACUUUUCAUUGAGCAGCCUGUUGCCCAGUCAGUUAUUGCCCAGUGGACCACCAAGAAACACCAGGAAGAACAUGCAUCCAUGGUUCAGUCUCUGAGCGACCUGCACGUGUGGCAUGAGCUGCCACUGCCCGGCGGCAUGCCCGGCUGGCUGCUCAAUAACACAUUCAGAACCAACAUGAGAAUAGCUCUACUUGGCGGAGGGAGUCCGUGGUCAGGCAGUGGUCCUCUACCUCCAGACAAACACGCCAAGGACAUUGCGUUCCUCGACAAAUACGCCUUGGAGAGGUGGGAGUGUGUGCUUCACUUCAUGGUGGGAUCUUCUGAAGGAAUGGACGGGGUCAGUCGAGACAUCAUUGACGUGCUGUUGAACAGUGGCCUCAUGAUAGCAGAGCCGACUGAACCACUUCCAUCAAUAACUCCAACUGGUUUUCAGUUCUUGUUGCUUGACACAGCAUCACAGGUGUGGUACUUCAUGUUACAGUACCUGGAGACUGUGGAGACGCGGGGAAUGAAUCUGGUGGAAUGUCUGUCCUUCUUGUUUCAGCUGAGCUUCUCAACCCUUGGAAAGGACUACUCGACGGAGGGGAUGAGUGACUCACAGUUGAGAUUCCUGCAACACCUGCGAGAAUUCGGCCUCGUCUAUCAGAGAAAGCGGAAAUCUCAGCGAUACUACCCAACUCAGCUUGCCAUAAACCUGGCUUCCGGACUGUCCAAGUUCAACACCGAAACUCACAAGUCAGGAUACAUCACCGUUGAGACUAACUACAGAGUUUAUGCCUAUACAGAUUCCCCUCUUCAGACGGCACUACUGGCAAUAUUUUGUGAGCUGCUCUAUAGGUUUCCUAACAUGAUUGUGGCCAAUUUAUCUCGGAUAAGUGUCAGAGCUGCUCUAACUCGCGGAAUUACUGCUGACCAGAUUUUGAAUUUUCUCCGCAGUCAUGCCCAUCCACAAAUGUUGGUGAAGAAUCCUGUUCUUCCCCCGACGAUAUCUGAUCAAGUAAGGCUGUGGGAGCUGGAGAGAGACCGCUUCAAGUUUUCUGACGGUGUCGUAUAUAGCCAGUUCCUGUCACAGAACGACUUCGAGCUGCUCCGAGACUAUGCCAGUGAUUUGAAUGUGUUAGUGUGGGAGAAUCCCAGUAAGAGGGUGAUGGUUGUGGCCAGGUCUGGACAUGACGAUGUCAGGAAGUUCUGGAAACGACACAAGCAGUCUUGAUAACUCCACGGAGUAGCUGAAUAAUCUCUAACGAAGGUGCUCAUUGGCAGCGGGAAUGUGAUGAUUCAUGUAACAAUGAAUUUCAUUGGCUGUAUGAAGUGCUCUUUGGCAGCCGUCAUGUGAUGAUUCAUGUAACAAUGAAUCUUUGGCAGCCGUCAUGUGAUGAUUCAUGUAACAAUGAAUUUCAUUGGCUGAUGAAGUGCUCUUUGACAGCCGUCGUGAUGAAUCAUGUAACAAUGAAUUUCAUUGGCUGAUGAACAGUAUGAAGUGCUCUUAAUUUCAUUGGCUGAUGAAUGCUUGCUGCCUGUGGGUGUAAGCCUGUGUUACAGCGCACCGUAUGUGAAAACCAUCAAAAAAGCCGGCCCAGUUGGUUUGGAUGUGAAACUCAGCCGACAGACGAUCUGGCCAGAUGAACUAGUCGAGUACUGAAGGACUCUUCUAACUGUGACAGUCAGGAUGGAUGUGUUGUGCUUCAUAACAGCAGGGAACAAUAUUCAAAAUCUUAAGUAGCUAGAGGUUGGUUCACAUGAUUUUCAUCUCGAUAACCCUUUGUUUGGUUGCAUGACCAGUGAGUUAACUUAAGUAAUCCUAACACACUUUUACUGUUGUUCAGGCUAUAGAUUUUCCAAGCUAUCUUAGCACAACGAUACUACAACACAGGUCAUAGCCUACGAUAGUUUUAAGAUAACGUAGCUCUAAGAUAGCUUUGAAAAUGUGGUCUCAGGCUCCUUAUUCAUAAACGUUCUUAACUGAAUAUGUUAUUUUCCUCUACCUCCUUUAAGUAUGUAAAUGUUUGUUGUUUAUACUUAUUGUCAUGCUUAUAUCCAAUUAAACUUCAAGUACACUGUCCCUAUGCACACACCACAACUAUCUGGGUUGUUUUUCCAGGACAGAGUGUUAGUAGUUUGUGGUUAAUGACAAAGAAGUUGGUGUGGUAUACUCACAGGAUGUUACCAGGAUACAAACCUAGCACCUACCAGCCUCAAAUACAAAGGCUUAACCACUACACCACGGAGGCCGGUAUUAUGAUGUAAAUAAGUAUCACGUGGUAGUAUGUAAAUAAGUAUCACGUGGUAGUAUGUAAAUAAGGAUCACACGGUAGUAUGUAAAUAAGGAUCACACGGUGGUAUGUAAAUAAGGAUCAUAUGGUGGUAUGUAAUAAGUAUCAUAUGGUGGUAUGUAAAUAAGCAUCAUACGGUGGUAUGUAAAUAAGUAUCAUAUGGUGGUAUGUAAUAAGUAUCACAUGGUGGUAUGUAAUAAGUAUCACAUGGUGGUAUGUAAAUAAGUAUCACAUGGUGGUAUGUAAUAAGUAUCACAUGGUGGUAUGUAAUAAGUAUCAUGUGGUGUUAUGUAAAUAAGUAUCAUAUGGUGGUAUGUAAUAAGUAUCAUAUGGUGGUAUGUAAUAAGUAUCAUGUGGUGUUAUGUAAAUAAGUAUCAUAUGGUGGUAUGUAAUAAGUAUCAUAUGGUGGUAUGUAAUAAGUAUCAUACAUUGACGUGAUUACGUUUAUGAAUACAGAGCCUGCACUACACUGGCAGUAGGGCUUCAGAUUCCACAUAAUUUGAGGUGAUGAAAGGUGUGGCCAAACUAAGUACUGUAAAAUGGGUAUUAUUUGUAGGAGUAAAUAUUUGUGAUAUGCAAAAUAUGUUUUUUAUAUUUCAAUGUGGGCAAAAGAAAUAAUAAAAAUUUACCACAUGUACAAAACUCUAAUUUGAUACAUUAGUAGUCUAAUAGGUACACUUAAUAGUAUCCCUUUUUCAGCGACUCAGCUCAUGCGUGCUGCCAUCACACAUCUUUUGUCCAUAGGUGACCGCAUGAUGCAUACAAUUAAUGAAUAUAAUCCUGGAUGUGGUUCAAUCAACACUUCAGCAAGUGUGAAGAAAUAAAGACAAACAAUUGUGCUAUUUGUUAAAAAUGUCUCUGCUGUUUUAUUCCUGUGUUUGAUAUAUAUCGGAACUUUAAAAAACAGUUAGUUUCCUUUGCUACCUAAAGAGGAAGAUAGAGAUUAAAACACUAAGGUGUAGGCAGGAUAUCCAUAUUUAUAAAAUACUUAAAAAAAAAAAAAUUACUAGCCGUCGGGCAUGGCGACAUUAGUUAUUUACUAGCCCAACAUUGAAUAUCACUAGCCAAGGGAGUGGGGCUACCGUAAUCUAGAAGCCCUGUAAAACACACACACUAUGAAAUGGUCUAUUUAUUACCAGGUAUUUAUCUUGCCUCAUUUUUGACAAUAUCUUUGGCUUUUUGUUAAUAUAUUUUGGGUAUACGAUCGAAAACAUGUGAUGCCUUGAUGUCUUGGUGUAACGUUUGCAAAUAUAUUACUUUACCAUGAACUUUUCAG